Molecule: messenger RNA, 1536 nt
Organism: Neltuma alba
Lineage: Eukaryota; Viridiplantae; Streptophyta; Magnoliopsida; Fabales; Fabaceae
Product: flavonoid 3',5'-hydroxylase-like
Exons: 2
Coding region: 1-1536 (511 amino acids)
Molecular function (GO): iron ion binding; oxidoreductase activity, acting on paired donors, with incorporation or reduction of molecular oxygen; monooxygenase activity
Source: RefSeq, a predicted model, not a curated record
AUGGAUUACAUUCCUGAAGAUACUUUCACCUUUAUGCUCGUCUCUAUAUGGGCCAUUUUCGCAGUGACGUGGUACGCCUGGUUCUUCUUCUUCAAACCCAAUUUUAAGCUUCCACCAGGUCCGCCGGGACUCCCUUUGUUCGGCAACCUUCUAUCACUUGACCCAGAGCUUCACUCUUAUCUGGCCACUCUGUCUCAAACCUAUGGUCCCAUCUUCACGCUGCGACUCGGAACCAAAUAUGCCUUCGUCCUCACCUCCCCUUCAAUGGCUCGUCAAGUGCUCAAAGACCAUGACGUCAUUUUCGCCAACCGUGUCCUGCCGAUCGCUGGCAAGAAAGCAGCCUACGGCGGGAGAGAUAUCGUUUCCAAUCCUUACGGACCUGAGUGGAGAAUGCUGAGAAAGGUUUGUGUAUUUAAGAUGCUCGGUAACUCCACGUUAGAUUCUGUUUACAGCCUUCGUCGCAUGGAGGUUCGGAAAACUGUAAGUUUUUUAUAUAGUCGAGCUGGGUCUGAGGUUAAUAUCGGGGAACAGAUAUUUCUUACUGUGUUAAAUGUGAUCACGAACAUGAUGUGGGGUGAGACGGUGGAAGGCGGUGAGAGGACCGUCGUAGGAGCCGAGUUCAGGGAAGUUGUGUCGGGCAUUACGGAGAUUUUGGGGACGCCGAACGUAUCUGACUUUUUUCCUGGGUUGUCUUGGUUUGACGUGCAAGGUUUAGAGAGAAAGAUAAUAGUGUUGGCCAAGAGAUUGGAUCAGAUCUUUGAGAAGAUGAUUGAUAGGCGAAUGAAGAUGAAUAGGGAGAAUGAAAGUGAUCAAGGAGGAGAGAGUAAAGACUUCUUGCAAUUCUUGUUGAAACUCAAGGAUCAACAAGAUUCCAAGACCCCUCUCUCCAUGAUCCACGUGAAGGCCCUCCUCAUGGAUAUGGUGGUAGGUGGAAGUGACACGUCCGCUAACUCAAUUGAGUUUGCGAUGGCUCAUAUAUUAAACCAUCAAGAGGUGAUGGAGAGAGUCCAAGAAGAAUUGGACAGUGUAGUGGGAAGAGAAAAUGUGGUAGAAGAGUCUCAUAUUAGCAAACUCCCAUACUUGCUUGCCGUUAUGAAAGAAACACUGAGAUUGCACCCUGCUCUUCCAUUACUAGUCCCUCACUCUCCAAGUGAAACUACCACUGUGGCUGCCUACACAAUCCCAAAAGGCUCUCGUGUGUUUGUGAAUGUGUGGGCCAUACAUAGAGAUCCUUCCAUUUGGAACAAUCCUCUACAAUUUGAUCCUUCAAGGUUUUUGGAUUCUAAAUGGGAUUAUAGUGGGAAUGACUUCAAUUACUUCCCAUUUGGGUCUGGACGAAGGAUGUGUGCAGGAAUUGCCAUGGCUGAAAGAACCUUUUUGUAUUUUCUUGCAACGCUGAUGCAUUCAUUUGAUUGGGAAUUACCUGACGGCCACAAGUUGGAUAUUUCUGAGAAAUUUGGUAUUGUUCUUAAGAAGAAAAUACCUUUGGUCGCCAUUCCCUUACCACGAUUAUUAGACUCAGGUCUUUAUGAGUAG